Molecule: messenger RNA, 843 nt
Organism: Haliotis rufescens (red abalone)
Lineage: Eukaryota; Metazoa; Mollusca; Gastropoda; Lepetellida; Haliotidae
Product: receptor-type tyrosine-protein phosphatase epsilon-like
Exons: 9
Coding region: 1-843 (280 amino acids)
Biological process (GO): protein dephosphorylation
Molecular function (GO): protein tyrosine phosphatase activity
Source: RefSeq, a predicted model, not a curated record
AUGGCCGUCAUACCCCACUGGUUGUUUGGUGUAAGCUCCAUACUAUUUGUGUCCCUAGCCGAAUCCAAUGCUUAUAAUGGUGAUAAUGCUGCCGGGAUGAAGUUUGGGAUUGGAAUCUUGGUGCUGGUUCUGAGUGUUGGUAUCAUCGCAGUAUGUGCUACUUUCGUGACAAGAGACACCAUUGCCUGGGUUCGCAUGAAGCUCAUAUCCCUGAAGGAUGCCAUCAUUAGAACAGAUGACAAAAACCGAGUGGCUCUCAGUAUCCUGCCAGGAGACCCGUUCUCCACCUACAUCAACGCCAGCUACAUCAACGUAACCCCAACUGAAAGGACAAUGAAAGACUUCUGGAGGAUGAUUUGGGAGAAGAAAUGUGGCAAGAUCGUCAUGAUUACACGCCUUGUUGAAAAGGGGAAGGACAAGUGUGAACAGUAUUGGCGCGUGAAACGUCCUUUCGUCAUCGGAGGCCUUACCAUCACUUUUGCGAGAAGGGACACACGUUCUCAUUACAUCAUCAGGGAAUUCUCUGUCAAAGAACGACAGACAGAAGAAAGUCGGAUCAUCACCCAGUUUCAUUUCGUGGCAUGGCCCGAUCACUCAGUUCCGGAUGUAACGUCAUUGUUGGAAUUUAUUUGGCAUGUACGGAAGGCCCCCACUUGUCAAGAUGGACCUCUUCUUGUGCACUGCAGUGCUGGUAUUGGCCGAAGUGGAACGUACAUUACCCUGGACUAUCAUCUGGACAAAAUUCAGACUGACGAUGAAGUGGACAUCUUUGACUUUGUGUGUAAACUGAGACAUCAAAGGAAAGGAAUGAUACAAACAAAGAAUCAGUACAUCCUCUUAUAG